AUGCCUAAGAGCCGGGAGAGGUUGAGCCCGGACCCGUCGGUGCACAUCACCAAGAUGAACAUGAUCAUCCCCUUUUCGCCCGACGUGCCGUGUGACAGCAACGGCCAGCGCAUGUGGUGGGCUUUCCUCGCAUCGUCCAUGGUCACUUUCUUCGGGGGGCUCUUCAUCAUCCUCUUGUGGAGGACCCUCAAGUACCUGUGGACCGUCUGCUGCCACUGCCAAGCCAAGAAGAAGGAGGUGCACCGACUGACCACGGGCGACGGCGUCCUCAAGCGCGCCGACAAAGACGACGCGGCAGCGGCUAGCGAGGUGGGAUGGAUGACGUCGGUGAAAGAUUGGGCGGGAGUGAUGAUCUCCGCUCAGACCCUGACGGGACGAGUCCUGGUGGUGCUCGUGUUUGCCCUCAGCAUCGGCGCUCUGGUCAUCUACUUCAUCGAUUCUUCAGACCCCAUCGAGUCGUGUCAGAACUUCUACGAGGACAUCACGCUGCAGAUCGACAUGGCUUUCAACAUCUUCUUCCUUUUGUACUUUGGCCUACGAUUCAUCGCCGCCAACGACAAGCUUUGGUUCUGGCUGGAGGUCAACUCGGUCGUGGACUUCUUCACCGUGCCGCCCGUUUUCGUGUCGGUCUACCUGAACCGAAGCUGGCUCGGCUUGAGGUUCUUAAGGGCUUUACGGUUGAUCCAGUUUUCGGAAAUUUUGCAGUUUUUGAACAUACUCAAGACAAGCAACUCCAUCAAGCUGGUCAAUUUGUGUUCGAUCUUUAUCAGCACAUGGCUAACAGCAGCAGGAUUCAUUCAUUUGGUGGAAAAUUCUGGGGAUCCUUGGGAAAACUUCCAGAAUUCUCAGGCGCUUUCCUACUGGGAAUGUGUGUAUCUGCUGAUGGUUACCAUGUCCACAGUGGGCUAUGGAGACGUUUACGCCAAAACCACACUGGGCCGACUCUUCAUGGUCUUUUUCAUCCUUGGUGGUUUGGCCAUGUUUGCGAGCUACGUGCCUGAAAUCAUAGAGUUAAUAGGCAACCGCAAGAAAUACGGUGGUUCCUAUAGUGCUGUUAAUGGCCGAAAGCACAUCGUGGUGUGCGGCCACAUCACACUGGAGAGCGUCUCCAACUUCCUCAAAGACUUCCUACACAAGGACAGGGAUGAUGUCAAUGUAGAAAUCGUUUUUCUCCAUAAUAUUUCCCCUAAUCUUGAGCUGGAAGCCUUGUUCAAACGACAUUUCACCCAGGUGGAGUUCUACCAGGGGUCCGUCUUAAACCCUCACGACCUGGCCAGAGUCAAAAUUGAAUCAGCCGAUGCCUGUUUGAUUUUAGCAAACAAAUACUGUGCCGAUCCUGAUGCUGAGGAUGCCUCCAACAUCAUGAGGGUAAUAUCCAUCAAGAACUACCACCCAAAGAUCCGCAUCAUCACUCAAAUGUUGCAGUAUCACAACAAGGCGCACCUGUUGAACAUCCCCAGCUGGAACUGGAAAGAAGGCGAUGAUGCCAUCUGCCUAGCCGAGCUCAAGCUGGGCUUCAUCGCCCAAAGUUGCCUGGCUCAAGGCCUGUCCACCAUGCUGGCCAACCUCUUCUCCAUGAGGUCCUUCAUCAAGAUCGAGGAAGACACAUGGCAGAAGUAUUACCUGGAGGGCGUGGCCAAUGAGAUGUACACAGAGUACCUUUCAAGUGCCUUUGUGGGGUUGUCCUUUCCUGUUAUUUGCGAAUUAUGCUACGUGAAACUAAAGCUCCUCCUGAUAGCUAUAGAGUACAAGUCUGAUCAGAGGGAGAGCAGCACGCUCAUCAACCCCGGCAACCACGUGAAGAUGCAGGAAGGCACGCUGGGCUUCUUCAUUGCUAGCGACGCCAAAGAAGUCAAGCGGGCAUUGUUUUACUGCAAAGCAUGCCAUGAUGAUGUCACGGAUCCGAAACGUAUUAAGAAAUGCGGAUGCAAAAAAUGUAAGUUAUUUGAAGACGACCAACAAUCGAUGCUGUCUAAAAAAAAGCAAAGAAACGGAGGCAUGAGAAAUUCCCCAAACUCGUCACCGAAGCUCAUAAGACACGACCCGCUCCUCAUCUCCGUCAACGAGCAGAUGGAAAGCGUGGACGAGAACGUGAAGAAGUACGACUCCACGGGAAUGUUCCACUGGUGUCCAUCCAAAGACAUCGAGAAGGUCGUGCUGACUCGGAGCGAGGCGGCCAUGACGGUGCUGAGCGGUCACGUGGUGGUGUGCAUCUUCGGCGACGUCAAAUCGGCGGUGAUUGGCCUGCGCAACUUCGUCAUGCCGCUGCGGGCCAGCAACUUCCAUUACCACGAGCUUAAGCACAUCGUGUUCGUGGGCUCGCUCGAGUACCUCAAACGCGAGUGGGAGACGCUGCACAAUUUUCCUAAGGUCUCCAUUUUGCCGGGCACGCCGCUGAGUCGAGCAGACCUGAGGGCUGUCAACAUCAACCUCUGCGACAUGUGUGUCAUCCUGUCAGCCAAUCAGAACAAUAUUGACGACGCGUCGCUGCAGGACAAAGAGUGCAUCUUGGCGUCGCUCAACAUCAAGUCCAUGCUCUUUGACGACAGCAUCGGCGUCUUGCAGGCCAAUUCCCAAGGGUUCACGCCGCCGGGCAUGGACCGAUCGUCUCCGGAAAACAGCCCGAUCCACGGAAUCGUGCGGCAGACCUCCGUGACGACGGGGGCCAACAUUCCCAUCAUCACCGAACUGGCAAAGCCCGAGCAAAAAGUGGCUACCGUUUCACUCAGUCAGGAUAAAAGCAGCGGGACCAACAUACAAAUGAUUACCGAGCUGGUCAACGAUUCCAAUGUCCAGUUCCUGGAUCAAGACGACGACGACGAUCCUGACACAGAGUUGUACCUGACUCAGCCGUUCGCUUGCGGCACCGCCUUCGCCGUCAGCGUGCUGGACUCCUUGAUGAGUGCUACGUACUUCAACGACAACAUCCUCACCCUCAUCCGCACGCUGGUAACGGGCGGCGCCACCCCAGAGCUGGAGGGGCUACUGGCAGAGGAAAAUGCGCUGCGGGGAGGCUACAGCACCCCGCAGACGUUAGCCAACCGGGAUCGCUGUCGCGUGGCUCAGCUGGCUUUGUACGACGGACCCUUCGCUGACCUUGGGGAUGGCGGUUGCUAUGGCGACCUGUUUUGUAAAGCGCUGAAAACAUACAACAUGCUGUGCUUCGGCAUCUAUCGGCUUCGUGACGCACAUCUAAACUCGCAAAGUCAAUGCACCAAACGAUACGUCAUUACCAAUCCGCCCUACGCCUUCGAGCUGGUGCCCUCGGACCUCAUCUUCUGCCUCAUGCAGUUUGACCACAACGCCGGCCAGUCGCGGACCAGCCUCUCGCACUCGUCUCAUUCGUCCAGCAAAAAAAGCUCAUCUGUGCACUCCAUCACCACCAUCAACCGAGCCAACCGCAACAAGAGCAGAGACCCUCGAGACAAGCUAAAGUACGUAAAAUAA
Messenger RNA from Nerophis lumbriciformis (worm pipefish), 3447 nucleotides. The record is from RefSeq and is a predicted model, not a curated record. NCBI's taxonomy places the organism in Eukaryota, Metazoa, Chordata, Actinopteri, Syngnathiformes, Syngnathidae.